Messenger RNA from Micropterus dolomieu (smallmouth bass), 1866 nucleotides. RefSeq names its product junctional adhesion molecule-like. Gene Ontology annotation, biological process: negative regulation of T cell proliferation; positive regulation of T cell proliferation; cell surface receptor signaling pathway. The record is from RefSeq and is a predicted model, not a curated record. The transcript has 3 exons. NCBI's taxonomy places the organism in Eukaryota, Metazoa, Chordata, Actinopteri, Centrarchiformes, Centrarchidae. Gene Ontology annotation, cellular component: external side of plasma membrane. The coding region runs from base 186 to 980 and encodes 264 amino acids.
UUACCUCAUUAGACGAUAGACAGUGACUGAACAGACAUUUAUUUAAUGAAAACCUUCAGAUUCUAACUUUAAUAAAGAUUUGAUUGAGUCCAUCUGACAAUAAUACUCAGUGAUUUAAUAAACAGUCAGUUGUGCUGUUGAUUGUAGAGACACCAAAGACAACACUGUCUCUGUUAGAUGGAACAAUGGGACAUAUUUCAGAGUUCCUGCUGCUGUCUGUACAGCUGAUGUUGUGCUUUGUUGUCCUCUCAGUCUACCAGGUGGAGGUGGAUUCAGAGGUGGAGUCUGUCCUGCUGCCCUGCAAAACCACAGUUCACCUGCCUGAAGACGUCAAAGUGGAGUGGGGGGACAGUUACAAAAUGACGGUCCACGUAUAUAAGAACGGCUCUGACCAGCCUGAAGAACAGCACAUUCGUUACAGAGACCGAACAGAGAUGAAGCGAAACCUGCUGAGACCUGGAGACUUCAGUCUGACCCUGAAAUACCCCACAGAUGAAGACAGAGACACCUACACCUGCACCGUCUACAGCAGGGAGAGAGACAUCCUGAUGAAGAAACAAGUGAAGCUCUGGGUCAGAGUCUGUCAGGUGGAGGUGGAGGAGGGGGCGGAGUCUGUCCUGCUGCCCUUCAAGACCACAGAGAACCUGCCUGAGGACGCUGAGGUGAUCUGGAUCUGCGAUGAACCCAAACCCACAAAGAAGGUCCACGUGUAUCAGAACGGCUCUGACCAGCCUGACCAGCAGGACCAGGUUUACAGAGACCGAACAGAGAUGAAGGAAGACCUGCUGAGAACUGGAGACCUCAGUCUGACCCUGAAAUCCCCCACAGACAGAGACGGAGGACGAUACAGGUGCAAAGUCUACAACAUGAAUGGAGACCUCAUGAGAUGGAAAUCAGUUGUUCUCAGGGUCAAAGAGAGAAACAGGAACAGAAGCAGCUCCACUGAUCCAACUCCUCUGAUGGCCGAUCAAUCUGUUUGAUCUUUGAUCAUUGAUCCGAUCUGACUCUGGAUCAGAGAGAAAAUGGAGGUGAAGCAGCUGAUGGAGGACGGAUGAAGACAGGAGGACGCUUUGUCAGCUUCCUCUUCACUCUGACUCCUCCUACUGACUCUCACACACAGUCUACACACUCACUAUUGAUUCCUGCUGAUCAGUGAUGUCAGAGUGAGGUCAGCGUGAUGUCACAUGUUGAUUCGCUCUGGGAUCUGGACUGAAAGGUGUCCCUGUUAACUCAGGGUUUUCAUCCAGCUCUGAGUGUGUUGAUGUGAAACAGGACAACAACAUUAUCACAACCAUAAAGGGUAGAGCUUCAUCUGAGAGCUGCUGAAUAAAUAUUAGAUUUCAGAUGCUUCAGGAAGCUUUCAGCUGGCAGGGGACACAACAAGACUUUAAACCAGGACUCUGAGACUAAAUCCAGGUCGAUACAGGUUCCAGUAAGGACACUGGUCAUAGUCCACUGAAGCCAACCAGGUGUUAGUGACUGACUCUGAUAUAAUUUACUUUGUGUACUCUGUGCUUACCAGUGUUUUAGCUUUAAUGUAUCUGUUCUGUCUCAUGCAGUGUUUCUGAAAUCAGGCUUCAUUUCUCUCCAACUUGUUUCAAGAUUUAGACUUUCAGUUCAAACCAGGCUGAAACACUCUGAGCUGGUUUGAAGAGAAUCAGAAGUGUCUUUAUGAGAUGGGAGGUGUUAAAGACUGAAGAGGUUUGUCAAGCAAACCAGAGACUCUUGAAUGUCCUUCAGAACAUAAAAGCUCUCAAUAAACUUGAAAUAAAGUUGGCUGCAAAAAAAACAAACAAAAAAACAUUCUUGCGCUUUUAGUUUGGAGGCACAAAGACUUAAUAGGAAAGGAUUAUGUGAGUAACUGUA